Phaeodactylum tricornutum CCAP 1055/1 is the source of this 2680-nucleotide messenger RNA. RefSeq lists its product with no specific name. Gene Ontology annotation, cellular component: cytoplasm. Bases 17 to 2680 code for a protein of 887 amino acids. The transcript is spliced from 3 exons. Gene Ontology annotation, biological process: cellular response to heat. Gene Ontology annotation, molecular function: ATP hydrolysis activity; ATP binding. The record is from RefSeq and is a predicted model, not a curated record. Lineage: Eukaryota; Bacillariophyta; Bacillariophyceae; Surirellales; Neidiaceae.
CACGAAACAAUAUACAAUGUCAGAACGAACAAUCACCGACGCAACGGCCAAGGUUAUUGAACAGAGUCUUUCAAUUGCCCGCGACAAUGGUAAUUCUCAAGCCGAUCCGCUACACUUGGCUGUGGCCCUCUUUACGGGCGACGACUCCAUGGGGGCGCGAGUUUGUACAAAGGUGGUGGCGGACAACGUGGACGUCAACGUGGUUCGCAAAAAUUUGCAACGCCGUCUGUUGCAAAAGCCGUCCCAAACACCUGCUCCUCACGAAGCAUCGUUGUCGAGCUCGUAUUCCUCACUCUUGCAACGCGCCACCAAAGCAUCCAAAGCAAAUGGCGAUGCUUUGGUUGCCCUUGAUCACUUGAUACUCGCCCUGUACGAGGAUCGUGAGGCUGCUGAUGUGCUGACCCAAUCGAUGUUAACCAAGAAGCUUGCGCAGGGUGCCGUUAAGGAUUUGCGAGGUAGCCAUAAGGUAACAUCAGCCAGCGCGGAAGAAACCUACGAGGCCUUGGAAAAGUAUGGAAUUGAUUUGGUCCAACAAGCCGAAGAUGGGAAACUCGAUCCCGUCGUAGGACGAGAUGAAGAAAUUCGUCGGCUCAUACAGAUCUUGUCCCGCCGAACCAAAAAUAAUCCCGUCCUAGUCGGCGAACCUGGAACCGGUAAAACUAGCAUCGUCGAAGGCCUUGCCCGCAGAAUAGUCGAAGGUGACGUACCCGAAAGCAUUAAGGGUGUUGCACUCCGGACGCUCGAUAUGGGCGCGCUGGUGGCAGGUGCCAAAUACCGAGGAGAGUUUGAAGAACGGUUGAGGGCAGUUUUGGACGAAGUGAAGCGAGCGCAGGGGAAAAUGCUUCUGUUUGUCGACGAAAUUCAUCUCGUACUCGGGGCCGGCAAGUCGGACGGAGCCAUGGACGCCGCCAAUUUGCUUAAACCUAUGCUGGCGCGAGGCGAGCUGCGCAUGAUUGGUGCUACAACUUUGGAAGAAUACCGGAAGCACAUUGAAAAAGAUGCCGCCUUUGAACGCCGCUUCCAACAGGUGAUAGUGAACGAACCCAGUGUGUUGGAUACUAUAUCCAUGUUGCGUGGGCUAAGCGAUCGCUACGAAACUCAUCACGGUGUCCGCAUUAUGGAUUCCGCACUGGUUACGGCGGCGCAGCUGAGCGAUAGAUACAUAACACAUCGAUUCAAUCCCGACAAAAGUAUCGAUUUAAUAGAUGAAGCGGCCGCACGAAAACGCACUACACUUGACAGUCGUCCCGAACGAAUCGAUCAAUUGGAGCGACAAAUCUUGCAACUCGAAAUCGAAUCUACCGCAUUGGGUCGCGAAAAGGACAAGGAAUCUAAAAGGCGGCGCACAGCAAUACAAGAAGAGAUUGCUAAUUUAAAAGAAGAACUGGCACCCUUGAACGCUAAAUGGCAGGCCGAUAGAGGUCGAGCUGAGGAACUGAAAGAGAUCAAGGAAAAGCUAACUACCCUUGAGGCCAAGGCGGCGUCGGCGGAACGUACCGGUGACUACGAAAAGGCUGCCGACUUAAAGUAUGGUGCCAUUCCUGACCUCAAGUCUCAUUUGAAGAGGAUCGAAGAAUCGGAAAUGAUACGUAAAGCAGAUGCCUCAGACGAAGACAGUUUAGUUUCGGAAACAGUGACCCCCCAGGAUAUUGCCGAAGUGAUCUCUCGGUGGACGGGGAUUCCAGUUACCCGCCUCUCGCAGACUGACAGAGAUCGCUUACUAAAAUUGGAUGAUCGACUCAAGGAACGUGUCAUCGGUCAGGAUCAAGCAAUCAAAGAAGUAACGGACUGUAUCUUACGCUCUAAGGCUGGUCUGUCGCGACCCUCCCAGCCUAUCGGUAGUUUCUUAUUCCUCGGUCCGACGGGAGUGGGUAAGACGGAGCUUGCCAAGAGUCUAUACUCGAGUUUAUUUGACGCGGACGAACGGCAUUUGAUUCGUAUUGACAUGAGCGAAUACACUGAGCAACACUCAGUUGCCCGUUUGAUUGGAGCCCCACCCGGCUACAUUGGGCAUGACGAAGGUGGUCAGCUGACAGAAGCCGUACGUCGCCGACCCUACUCAGUGGUACUCUUUGAUGAAAUGGAAAAAGCACAUCCGCGUGUUUUAACGCUAAUGCUGCAGAUCUUGGACGAAGGACGCUUGACGGAUAGCAAGGGAAGGACUGUCGACUUUACGAAUACUGUCAUUAUUCUGACGUCCAAUGUGGGUGCAAAGUAUUUGCUGAAUCUAACUGAGGAGUCAAAGCGACGGGAAUUGGCGCACAAGCAAGUCAUGUCGGAAGUUCAAUCUCGUUUCGCCCCGGAGUUUCUCAACCGAUUGUCGGGUAUCAUUAUGUUCAACUCUCUCGGAACCCAGCAGUUGGAAAUGAUUGUCCAAAAGUCUAUGAGGGGUGUUUCGAAGCGACUCGCCUCUCAAGGAGUUCGGGUGGUGCUGGAGUCUAGUGGCGCCAAAGCGAUUCUUGCAGCAUCCUACGACCCGAAUUAUGGCGCGAGACCCGUUGAGCGAUAUCUCGAGUCAACAGUGGUAACGACUCUCAGUCGUAUGCUAAUUAGCGGAGAUAUCUCCAGUGGAUCUAUUGUCCGCAUUGAAGCUGCCGAAGGCGACGACGAGUCCCAUAAGUCGAGUCGAUGGGUAGAGUCACCAAUUCCAGAGCGUUCGCCGGUUUUGUUAAGAUUGUGA